Diachasmimorpha longicaudata is the source of this 3170-nucleotide messenger RNA. RefSeq lists its product as uncharacterized. The coding region runs from base 114 to 1454 and encodes 446 amino acids. The transcript has 5 exons. The record is from RefSeq and is a predicted model, not a curated record. Lineage: Eukaryota; Metazoa; Arthropoda; Insecta; Hymenoptera; Braconidae.
UUAUUUCAAAAAACAAACAACAGUGCCAGUGUUUUGCCUCCUGAAUUCUUAUCAAAACGAGUUAGCGAGUGUGAAAUCUCCCAUAUCCGAGUAGUUGGUUUAUCGUUAAUAGUAUGGCGUCGAAUACACGCAAUAAUCAUAAAUCGACUGAGAGAGUGAGGAAACAUCGAAUUUUGAAGAAAUUCCGAGAGUCUUAUGAGUCUAAGAGUUUCGACAGUAGUAAUGAUGAGGUGUUACUUGAACAAUUAUCAUCUACAUUCGAUAAAGAAAAUGAGAAUGAUUGGGUUGAUAUUGAUCAGUAUAACCUCAAAAAGUGCAUGGACCAAUUCCACCAGAGUUUUAGUGAUGAUUCUUCGUCCAAUGACAUUCCUGAUGCAAAUUUCACAGAAAAUUUAACGUUCUGUGCUGAGAAUGGAGAAAAUUUCACGGAUGAGCAAAAUGGCGUAGAGGAGCCAACUGUGGUUCGAGAGCAGAACGCACCAUUAAAAGCUAAAAAGAAGUUUGAAAAGCUUUAUAAAACUCGCUCAGAUCUUGAAACAGAUUCUGAGGUGGACAGUGCCUCUGGAUUUGAUAUCACACGAAAGCGAGCUGCAAGUAUAUUAAAGACUUCUUAUUCUCUCGAGAAUUUUGAAGAAGAGUCAAUUGUAUCUCCAAAGCGAUCCCGAGAAGAUGCUGAUUCCCUAAGUACUGGAACUCAUGCUUUAAUCCGUAGUGGUUUACAAAGUGACAGGUCAAUGAAUCCAGUGCAAGCCACGCACAAGGCCCCAAAUAAGAUGGACCCAAGAAGCAGUUACGAAGAUCGCCUGCAAGAAUUGAGAAAACAAAACCAAGAUGAUCCUACAAAAAUGUUUUUUGCUGAUUAUCUGGAUGCAUCUCUAGCCCUUCUGUCACUUAACCAUAAAGAAGAAUUGCGCAAUUUGAGGAGAUGUUAUCAAUUGGACAUGGAUAAUCACAUAAAUGAAUUGAAGCAAUACAUAAAAGCUCCUAUGAUGCCUAUUGGGGACAAAUUUGUUUUGGGUGAUCACAAAUUGGGGAUGAAAAUUCCACUGGAUACACUGGAAGAUUUUGAGAAAUGGGAGAAAUUGCUGGAUUUAGACCAUGCUGAGAAUGUGGAGGAAGUCACUCAACGUCGAGCUGCUUUAAUGGAGUUCAUGACUGCUGAGACGUCGGGUUCGAAUGAUUUUGUGAAAGAUGCCAAAACAAUUCUCCCUCUCUUCAUUAAUAAGCCAGUACAACUUCUUUACAGUGGCAUUGGGCGUGCAACACGCGGAGUUGCAAAGAAGAACUUCAGCAAAACAAUGAGUUAUGCAUGCAUGAGAGACUUUCUCAAAGCCAAAUACAAGAAGUCAGAAAAAGAAAUGAUGCUCAUAACAACGACCAGUAACUGGUUAGCAGCUGCACUAGAUCGAGAUGGAGGAGCUGCCGAGAGGAAACGACUCCGAAAGUGUACAUGACAUCGGUUCAAUGGAACAUUUCCAGUAUUCUGACGUUAUUUUUUUCUCAUUUUUAACUGAUUCCAAAAAUGUUUCCAGGAAGAAACAAAAUAAUUAUCGCUCUUUAUUAGAUAAUAUGAGUUUUCAUUGUAGACGAUGUAUACCCAGGCUUAAUUUAAUCUAAAUUUCCAAGCUUGGUCGAACUAAAUACCUAGGCUUGGCCCAAUCUAAAUUGCCAGGCUUGGAACAAUUUUAUUUACCAGGCUUGAUCCAAGCCAAAUUCCUAGGCUUGGAUUGACCCUCGGUGCGAGCUUGACCAGCGUUUCAUGCCAGGGUUGGUCCAGACUUGGAUCCAAGCCUCAGACAGGCCUGUCUUAUCCUGGUCCAACCCUUGACCAGGCCUGGGCCAGUUGUUAAUCCCAACCUGGGAUGGGAACUAUGUUGUCGAAAAAACAAAAAGAUAUUGACAGAUAUUUUUGUGCUCCCAAUCGUCGGAAAAGUCGAUAUCAAUUUCUUUGUUGUUGACAGCGAGAGGUUGAGUCAUGUUCGGUUGUGCCACGAAGUCCUCGCCCGCUCAUACUCAUUCACCGGAAGUAUCGAUAAUCGCGGACGGGUGACUUAUCACCGGAGAUCGGCGGUCAAUUAAUUCGGCACCUGAGGCGCCACGUCCUGGGCAGCUCGUCGGUCCUUCUCGAAAGUUCCAGCGAGCUCUAGUGGCCCCGGAAUCGGGGCAUUUGCGGUCUCUUGGCCUAUGAACCGUUAUCAGUCUACUUUAUUGACCGACUUUAUUUGACCGACGUGCACGCGCAGUGAUUUUCCGGCCUUCGCAUUGUCCUCCCGUAAUAUUCAGUUCAUGACCGGUUCAUGGCCACUUCAAGAGUAGACUUCACCAGCAGGAAUCCAUGUGGGGAAGAAGAAACGGAUACUCACAUCCUUGAACGACUGCGACAGGUAUAAUCUCUUGAGGGAGAAAUACAUGAAGCGGUUGGACAUGAGCGUGAUGAAUGUACAAGAACUUGCUCAAGAUGAAAAAUCAUUCGAUAUCUUUCAGGACUUUGCAAAAAAUCUGCUUACGGAGAAAAUAGCUAUGGGAGCUCGAGAACUCGAAUUACAGAAGUCCCCAGAGGAGGACGCGUAAUGGAGGGAAACAAAACUCUCAAAAAUCCCUUAAUAAUAGAGAAAAUAUACAGACACCUACAAAGAGGUGGAGAAAAACAAUUAUACAGUGGUUCGGAGCCCACUUAAAAAAUGUCGGUCCACUCGUGUUCUCGCAUGAGGAUACGAGGACAAAUAACCACCACAGCCAAACUAUUGAUAGUAUCUAUCUGGAGAAACCUAAAACAGGGAAAAGAGCAGGCCGAUGAAUGAGACAAAAAUGCUGGUAUGCAAUUGCGAGGUACAGCAUAGUCGAAAGCUUCACUUAGUGAUGGUUAGGAGGCAACUCUUUUUUUUUUAUCCUCCCGUAAACCACUUUUAUCUCACCCAUCCCCAACAAAUACUCCUCAAACCAGAUCUCGCAUCGAACAAUUCACAUGGUGUGCAAUAUAAAAUAUUCUCGUUAAAUGACUUGAAAAAAUAAAACUCAAACGCCCGAUACAGAAAAUGUCAUUACAGAUUUUUCCAAGUUUUUUUGCUUUGAAAAAUAUCCUUAAAAUUGUUUCCAAAGCUGCCUUAAUAUCAUUUACCCUCGACAAAACUUUUCAUGCAAGUAUUUUCGUCUUCUGAUGUACCUUUAUU